ACCAGUCUGUCCAUGGUGAUGGUCUGCCGCACGCAGUGACAAGUUGAGUCCACUCAAAGAUAGCCAGUCAUGUAGCUUUAGUUUGUACUCGGUCUUCAAACACAUUCAAUGGCGAAGCGAACUACGGCAUCGUGUCGUAAUUAUAGAAUAUAUCUUUUUUUAUGGAUCACAUUGCGUGUUUUGAGCGGUCGUGGUUUUUGGCGCGCGUUCUUUUGACCUACCAUUUUGGCAGAGCGCGCAACACUCUGAAUGUGACACCUUGGAUCGUUGACGGAUUGGGGAAAAUGCCUCGUCAAAGUUUGUCAUCGUUAAGAACUCAAACUUUGCAAUUAAUAUAUUUAAGCUUUUGCAAAAUUAAUUUGGAAUGAAUGAAGAAUGCAUAUCGUUUGGGAAAUAUUUUUGAUUUUUCAAGCAUAUUUCAUCUGGACAUCAGCACAGCUAAUUUCACCAAAGAUUCAUGACGGUUGGUGGGCGUACAAAGAUGCAGUCCAAGGGAGCUUUGUUCCAGUACCAUCCUUCUGGGGGCUAGUGAAUUCCGCCUGGAACCUGUGUGCCAUGGGAAAGAGGCAGUCGCCGGUCAACAUCGAGACCAGUCACAUGAUCUUUGACCCCUUCCUCACCCCUCUACGUCUCAACACAGGCGGACGCAGCAAGAUGGGAGGCACCAUGUACAACACAGGGCGCCACGUGUCGCUGCGGCCAGACAAGGCUCACCUGGUGAACAUCUCCGGUGGGCCUCUGGGUUACAGUCACCGGCUGGAGGAGAUCCGCCUGCACUUCGGCAGCGAGGACGGCCAGGGCUCGGAGCACCUGCUCAAUGGACAGUCCUUCCCAGCAGAGGUGCAACUUAUACACUACAACCAGGAACUCUAUGCCAACUACAGUGAGGCAGCCAAGAGCCCCAAUGGCGUAGCUAUUGUGUCCAUAUUUAUAAAGAUAUCCGAGUCUCCAAAUGUAUUCCUGAAUCGCAUGCUGAACAGAGACACCAUCACGAGAAUAACAUACAAACAUGACGCAUUCUUACUCAUGGGGCUCAACAUAGCAGAUCUAUAUCCAGACACUACACGUUUUAUAACAUACGAGGGCUCCAUGACUAUCCCGCCCUGCUUCGAGACAGCCACCUGGAUCCUCAUGAACAAACCUGUGUACGUCACACAGAUGCAGAUGCAUUCUCUGCGACUGCUAAGUCAGAAUGAGCCAUAUAAGAUAUUCCUCAGUAUGAGUGACAACACGCGGCCCGCCCAGCCUCUCCUACAGCGCUGUAUCCGCACCAACAUCAACUUCAGCAAGCAGGGCCGAGCCUGCCCCAACAACCGGGCCCUGAGGCCCCAGUAUCGAGUAAACCAGUGGCUUCUGAAGUAGGAAAAAGAUGAACAUGCUGUACACUACAACACGGUGAAAACUAAAUAUUGGAUCCUGAUUCUCAAAACUUUAUUUGAAUGUGGAAAUAAUACAUUAUCAGAAGAGAGGCUGUUUUUUGAAUAUGUUUGAGAUUGCAAAGUAAGACAAGGAAAGAUUGAAAAGUGUAACUUUUAAGGCUGCACAAAUGUAAUUAUUUUAUAGAGCUUAUGGAAAUGGGCUGUAUGGAAAUUCAGCAGGCUCCGCCAUUUACCGACCUCUGCAGUGGAGACAAAGAGGACCUCUUUUAUGACAUCAUCACCAACAUCAGAUUCACUUGAGCACCCAAAGAUCCCAAAGGACCAACACUUCUUGAAAUGAGCUAACUGUAAUCACAGAUACAACCAUAACGUGUUUUGAUACCAACAGCAUUCCAUCAGAUCUGACAACAAGCUAAGAAUCUGAAUAUGAUAAGAGGGUGCUUCUGGUGAUGAAAGCUUCUACAUAACCAUGUCACAAGCAAAAGGUGUACUGAAUAAAUGUCACAAAUGCAGAAACAUUUCCUGACCAUGUGACCUAACCAGGAAAAACUCUGGACCCCAGUAAAACACCAGGGCAUGAGAUGUUCCUGUUCAGGCCACAUAGUCAGGAAACACUCCUAGCCAUAGACUUAGUAGAUACAGUAUUUUAUACUGUAUUUACUAAACUUUUCUAGCCAUUUUGGGCCAUUUGCCUUUUCUCUGUUUAAUUGUUUACAAUUUCAUUCACUCUGUUAAUUUAAAUGAUAGCAGCCCAAUUAACAUGUUUCAGAGAAUUAUCUAAGAUAAAAUAACACUUUACAUAAGGCCUAUAUAGUAUAUGCUGUUUAAGAAUUGUAUAUUGUCUAGCACUGAAUAGAGCAUGGGACGUGAUUUGUCUGCAAAUUCUUUAAGCAGUCACAAGGCAUUCCUUAUCAAUUAUUUAUCCUCAUUUUCGAUUCAGAGCUGUGUAUGGCGUUACAGGCAAUGUGGGGUUGUGUGUGUGUGUGUGUGUGCGCACAUGUGUACAUGACUGUAUGUGUGUGUGUGCGUUCUCUCCUGGGAAUUGUAUUUCUCAUUAAAUAGGGUAAAUCUCCUCGUUUUGUGGCAACGAAAGAAAUACAAUUGUAUUUGUCACAUGUGUCAAAUACAACAACAGGUCUAGAGUGAUGUGCUUACUAACAAGCUCUUUCCCACCGAUGCAGAGUAAAACAAGAAGAUAAAAACACAAGAGAAAUAACACACAAGAAUGAAGCUAAAUACAGGAAGUACCAAUAUACCAUAUCAAUGUGCAGGGGUACGAGGUAGUUGAGGUAAGUAUAUACAGUGCCUUCAGAAAAUAUUCACACCCCUUGACAAAGUAGGAUUUAUAUGAAUUGAAUUGUAAUUUUUUGGAAACGAUCUAAACAAAAUGGAAGAAACAUUUUUUUUUUUAUUAAAUGGAAAAUAAAACACAAAGUAAUCAACCCUUUGAGUCAAUACAUGUUAGAAUCACCUUUGGCAGCGAUUACAGCUGUGAGUCUUUCUGGGUAAGUCUCUAAGAGCUUUGCACACCUGGAUUGUACAAUAUUUGCCCUUUAUUCUUUUUACAAUUCUUCAAGCUCUGGUUAUUGGUCUUUGCUAGACAGCCAUUUUCAAGUCUUGCCAUAGAUUUGUUUGCCAAUUUAAGUCAACUUAACUAGGACACUCAGGAACAUUCAAUGUUGUCUUGGUAAGCAACUCCAGUGUAUAAUUGGCCUAGUGUUUAGGUUAUUGUGCGGCUAAAAGGUGAAUUUGUCUCCCAGUGUCUGUUGGAAAGCUUAGCUCUAUUCCAUUUAUUUUCAUUUUAAAAACUCCUUAGUCCUUGCCAAUGACAGUCAUACCCUCAACAUGAUGCAGCCAACUUCAUGCUUGAAAAUACAGAGAUUGUUAGUCAGUGAUGCUUUGUAUUCAGGACAAAAAGUUAAUUUAUUUGCCACAUUUUCUUUGCAUUAUUACUUUAGUGCCUUAUUGCAAACAGGAUGCAUGUUUUAGAAUAUGUGUAUUCU
This is a messenger RNA of Oncorhynchus mykiss (rainbow trout), 3382 nucleotides long. Its product is annotated as carbonic anhydrase-related protein 10. NCBI's taxonomy places the organism in Eukaryota, Metazoa, Chordata, Actinopteri, Salmoniformes, Salmonidae. Gene Ontology annotation, molecular function: zinc ion binding; carbonate dehydratase activity. Gene Ontology annotation, biological process: one-carbon metabolic process. The record is from RefSeq and is a predicted model, not a curated record.